AUCUCAUCUUCCUCCAGCCAAUCUCCCCGUCCGCUGAUCUCAUUUUCCUUCACCUUCUUCUACCUAAUCUUUUUUUAGGGUUUUGUUUUUUUCUUCUCCCAAAUCUCGAUCGGGUCAUUAAAGAAAAGAGCAAAAUAGGGGUUUUACUGGUAGAUAAUUAGGGGUUUCGAAGAGCAUAAAAAGUUAAUAUGCCUUCGUUACCCUUUGAAUCGAUUUUGCUUCCCUUGAUCCCUUCUUUGACCCCAUUUCAUGCUGGUUCUUGUUCCCAUCGUUUGAAACAUCUGGAAAAGAGUGAUCGGCGUGGUAAUCUUAGUUAACAUUUCACAUUAAUUUUGUUGAAGUAACUUUCCCCCCUUUCUUGUCUCUCCUUUUCCUCUCUGUUCUCCGUCUUCUUCUAGAUUCUUCUGAUCUUUCCGAGGUUAUUCCGCUACUAGACGAAGGACUCUGGUCUUGUUCAGAAAAUCGGAGGUUUUAGGGUUCGAUCGUCAACUCAGGUCGCCAUUUUCGGAGGUUUUAAGGUUUUGAAUUGAUUGCAGCUGUCUUAACUCUCAAGAAGCUAGGAUUUUUUGUAGUCAUCGGUAUUGCGAAUGGAAGUAUUGGGUUCUCGAGAGGUAGAUGAUCUCAGUGACAUAAAGCAGGCAAUACUUCAUGCUUGUUUGAAUGAAGAUGAUAAUGAUGGGGAUGAUACGAGUGAUGUGGAAAACUUACUUGAGCAAGGACAUCAAAGCAAACCUCCUCAAAAGUGUUUAGGCAAGUGUGCAUCAUUUUCUUCUGCUGUGUCUCCUCCUGAAGAUGAUGAUGAACUUGAAACUGCAUUGCGGCGAAUAUUCACAGAGGAUACAGUGCAGUCACCUUACUCCCGCUCAAUUUCUUUGCCUACUCCCUUGAAGCUAGUGUCUGCCCUUAAAGGUAGCCGUGAGAAACAGGGAUUAUCGCCAAAGAAGCUGAGUGUGACAUGGGCCCCUGAUGUGUAUGAUCCUCCACCAACGUCAGUAUUGCACACAGUUAGAGGCAAGAAGCAGCAGAAGUUGAAGAAGAACAAUGACAAGAAGAAAAAUGGAAAGAAAGGGCAGAAGGGUAACAACUCACGUGGUAGUGGUGGUAAAGACAACAAACAAUUUCGCAGAGGUGGCGGGAAUGCUGAUAGGAUUUAUAAACCACAGGAGGUUCAGGGUAGAGUAGUCAACACCUCAGGUGAACUUGAUGGUUUUACCGUCGGCAAACCAGACCCCUAUUGCGGGAGCAGUUUUCUAAAAGAAUCACCCACUAGGAUGCACUACUCCGUGGCAGAGGCUCUAUGAUACAUCUCUUUUCACAUCACGGAGAAAAGCCGUUGCUUUAACAAUCCAUGUAGAUAAAUAAGCUCGUUUCUGUUUUCUCUAUUAUGGAUAUUUUGAACAAUUACAAUGGAGAAUUAUGCAAUGGAUUUUGAUUAUGGUGUGGGUUUGAAAAGUUUUGUUAAUGUGCUGUUUACACUGUGUAGAAGGCAGCACCUGUACCGUCAUUAGCUUUGUAAAUAGAGUAUUAUUUGUGCCUCUUUGAUGAGAAGAAUGGCGAGAUGCAAUGGAGUUUUCUGCGUAUUA
Molecule: messenger RNA, 1583 nt
Organism: Theobroma cacao (cacao)
Lineage: Eukaryota; Viridiplantae; Streptophyta; Magnoliopsida; Malvales; Malvaceae
Source: RefSeq, a predicted model, not a curated record